Molecule: messenger RNA, 1881 nt
Organism: Cucurbita moschata (crookneck pumpkin)
Lineage: Eukaryota; Viridiplantae; Streptophyta; Magnoliopsida; Cucurbitales; Cucurbitaceae
Product: protein ALP1-like
Exons: 2
Coding region: 135-1493 (452 amino acids)
Source: RefSeq, a predicted model, not a curated record
CGGGCAUCCGCCAUUGUUGCAGCAGGCUCAAGCUCUGCUUCUCAAGAACUGUCGCGGAAUUCUUGGAAGAAACCCUUUCCCUUAAAUCAGUCCCCUAAACCGACCUCCGUUUCCGGCGAGAAGAACCAAAGUCGAUGGAUCAAUCCUUCUUACUAAUGCUCUCAACCCUCCUUCAUUUCCACAACUACCUAGAUCCCACCAUUUCCCUCCUCCCCUCCACUCCCUCCUCCGCCUCCUCCCCUUCCUCCGCCUCCCUCAACUCCCCCACCUCCCUCCUCUCCUCCUCCUCCGCCGCACCUCUCCUCUUCUUCACCAUCGCCUCCGUUCUCUCCUUCAUCGCCUCCUCUCGCCCCAACUCACCUUCCUCCCCUUCCGCUGCCUCCACCACCACUCCCCCUCCUCCCACCUCCUCCUCCUCCAAUUACUCCGUCUCCGCCUUCCGCGCCUUCUCCACUGACCACAUCUGGUCCCUCGAAGCCCCUCUUCGCGAUGCCCAUUGGCGCUCCCUCUAUGGCAUCUCCCACCCUGUCUUCACCACCAUCGUUGACAAACUCAAACCCCACAUUGCCCUCUCCAAUCUCUCUCUCCCUUCCGAUUACGCCGUUGCCAUGGUCCUCUCCCGUCUCUGCCAUGGCCUCUCCGCUAAAACCCUAGCUGCUCGUUUCUCCCUCGAACCCUAUCUCGUUUCCAAAAUCACCAACAUGGUCACCCGUCUUUUGGCCACCAAACUCUACGCUGAAUUCAUCAAAAUUCCGGUCAGUCGUCGGCGCUUGAUUGAAACAACUCAAGCUUUUGAAAAAUUGACUUCUCUACCCAAUAUGUGUGGCGCCAUUGAUAGCAGUCCAAUCAAGCUUCGUCGAUUGCCUGCCGACCAGAGCAUUUCGACUAAUUACAAUUGCCGAUUUGGGUAUCCAUCGGUUCUGCUUCAGGUCGUUGCUGACAACAAGAAGAUCUUCUGGGAUGUAUGCGUUAAAGCUCCUGGUGGCAGUGAUGAUGCCAGCCAUUUUAGGGAUAGUCUAAUGUACCAUAGGCUUACUUCUGGUGAUAUUGUAUGGGACAAGGUUAUCAAUGUUAGGGGUCACCAUGUUCGUCCUUACAUUGCUGGAGAUUGGGGCUAUCCUCUGUUGUCUUUCCUGUUGACACCAUUUUCGCCAAACGGCAUCGGCACGCCUGCACAGAACCUGUUCGAUGGAAUGCUAAUGAAGGGUCGGUCUGUUGUGGUUGACGCAAUUGGGUUGCUGAAGGCUAGGUGGAAGAUUCUUCAGGAUUUGAAUGUGGGUUUAAGCCAUGCUCCACAGACCAUUGUUGCUUGUUGUGUAUUGCAUAAUUUGUGUCAAAUUGCGAAGGAGCCAGAGCCUGAACCUUUGAAGGAUCCAGAGGAGACUGGCCCUGCGCCUGACAUCCUUGACAGUGAGAAAUCCCUGUGUUACUAUGGUGAAAGUGUGAGGCAGGCGUUGGCUGAUGAUUUGCAUCAUAGGCUUUCAUCAAGAUAGCUAAUGUUUAAUCAAUUCUUUUGAAGGGAAGAUGAGCUUCCAGCCUCUGUUCUUCAAAUAUUCAAUGUUGAUUCGAGAAGGAAUUUGGUUGUCUGAGAAAAAUGUAUAUGAAAUGGCAGAGAACUGCAAGAAUGGAGUAAUAUGGCAUUGACAGAUAGCUUGAGGUAUGUAAGUUAGGAACAAAGGGAUGCGUUUGUGUCUCCUUAACAUGCUAAGGUGCUGUAGAUUAUGGCUGAAUGUUGGUUGAAACUACGACAUUUGAGGCGGUUUAGAAAAAUGGUCGGUCCCUGAAUGUUGUGUUGAGCCGUUGUCUUCAUUUUGUCGUGCUGCUAUGAUGUAACGUGUCUAUCCCAUAUAAGAACAAUUCUAGGAGAGUUUUUGGAUGAUA